Molecule: messenger RNA, 3216 nt
Organism: Ruditapes philippinarum (Manila clam)
Lineage: Eukaryota; Metazoa; Mollusca; Bivalvia; Venerida; Veneridae
Product: lysosomal proton-coupled steroid conjugate and bile acid symporter SLC46A3-like
Exons: 7
Coding region: 541-2127 (528 amino acids)
Biological process (GO): transmembrane transport
Cellular component (GO): membrane
Molecular function (GO): transmembrane transporter activity
Source: RefSeq, a predicted model, not a curated record
CGUGUCCGAAGACUGACGGAACGGGCCGAGUAGAAGUUUGACGAAAAUGACCGAAAAGUUGCGAUUAAAUUGUAAACAAUAACUCUACCCGUCGAAGUUUGUUUACAGUUUACGCUUCCGCAGCAUGUCGUCGUGGGAAAAUGGCAUGGUUGAGACAGGAAGUUAUCCUGAAUAACAAACACACGUGACUGGUUCACAUGGUGUUGACUAAUUGUGACUGGAUGUGACUUAGGUUCACAAGGUAAUGACUGGAUUGUAUUGUUACAAAGGCAGGCUGAAACUUGUACAUGGUCAGAAUGAACAAAUAGAAGAGGAUAAUUGAUGAUCCAGUUUAUUGUGGUUCAGUGGUAGGAAAUCAUUUCUUUCAAAGUGCUGGUAAAUGGGGAAAAGGAUUUCUCCAGUAUGAUCAAAGACAUUGUAUCACAUUAUAUUAUACUCCAAAAUGAAGUGCAAUAUUUGUAAUGUAGAGACACCUACAAUCAGAAUGCCACAUCAUUAAAGUGUAAUCUGUUUACCUUACCAGAGAAAACGGGAAUCAACAUGGAGGGGCAGGGUGAUAACCGUAUCCAUGGCAGCAGUGAGGACACACCUCUUCUUGUAGAAGAGACUGGUUCAGGAACUGUAACUGGGACAGAACAUUGUCAGGAGGAAGUUAAUCAUACAUCGGGAUUCACUUUGAAACAUUUAAUGAUUGUUCCUAUGUGUGCCUGUUAUUUUAUCGCCGGAUGCAUUUACUUGUAUAUUUUCCCUCAGUACAUUCAAAAGGUGAUGGAGAAUAGUGACGUGAAGGAUUUUCCGCACAAAAUUUCACCACAUGUUCCACAUGUUAUUUUUUCCCAACGUAAUUAUGUUUUUCAAUCUCAGGAACAGACAAUUUCCGAUGGGUGCUCUAAUGUGAACAAGUCUGACGAGGCGUACAAGAAGUUUGACCACAUUCAACAGGAAACUGCCAAAUGGAUUAUUUAUUUCAACAUAUCAGCGCUAAUACCGGCAAUGUUCGCAAAUUUGAUCUGGGCAUCUUUUUCUGAUGUGCUUGGACGGAAAUUUGCGAUGUUCCUAUGCUUGGCUGCGAUGACAAUACGUUUAACUAUUUUCACAUUUGUUGUAUACUUCAAAUUAAGUCUAGUCUAUGCGUUAAUCGGCAAUUUUAUCGAUGGACUGGCCGGGUCUUACACUAGUCUCUAUGCUAUACUGUUUUCAUAUGUGUCUGAUAUUACGUGUACCGGAAAACAACGAACCAUAGCAAUAGUCGUCGUAGAACUUGUGAUUGGGCUUUCAUUUACGGCCUCAUCUAUAGUAUCCGGACAUUUGAUAGAUCAGUUUGGCUUUUUUUAUCCGUCGAUGGUAAAUUCUAUCAUAUCUGCAGUAGGGAUUUUGAUACUUCUAUUUCUAGUUCCAGAAACUAUGCAACGCAAUCAAACAGAGCGACAAAGACCGACUGUCUGGAAAAGUUUGGCGGAAUCUUUUAGAUUCUAUUUUUGUGAUGGAACAAAAAUUAAGCGUGUAAAAUAUGUUUUAUUAAUGCUUUCAUUCUUCUUCAUGGGUAUACCAGCAAUGAGUAGGAUGUCUAUAGAAGUACUAUAUCAGUUAGGUCGACCAUUCUGUUGGUCGCCAACAAAAAUAGGCUGGUUCGGGGCCAUCAAGAUGAUUGUGGCGUCGUUAUUUGGCAUCGGAAGUACUUAUAUAUUUAAACGUUGUGUGGCAGAUGAUACGAUUGCCUUCUAUAGUUUGAUUCUAACUGCCGCUGGCUACGUGGUGGAGGGAUUGGCAAAGACUGAUUUUGCCUUAUAUAGCGUAACUGUGAUAGCUGCACCUUCUGGCCUACCAUUCCCAAUGAUUAGAAGUUUGAUGUCAUGCCUUACUCCUGCUGAUAAACAAGGUGCUAUUUUUGCAAGUAUUGGUUUUGUAGAGACAUUGUGUUCAUUGAUUGGCUCUGUUAGCACGAAUGCCGUGUAUGCAGCAACGUUGACUAUAAUGAACGGCUUUGUUUUUCUCCUGAUGGCAGGAUUGACCGUUAUAGGAGCACUCUUCUUAUUGGCAUUUAUGGUUGUCCAGAGGAAGAACAAAGAGGGAUCAGCUGAAACUGUAAUUUUUGUCAACCCAGAUAUAGCUAGUACAGAAGAUUGAUUAUCCUGAAACAAUUACUUCAGAUGGUUGUAGACUAUGAUAUCGCUUCUCCAUUUUGAUGUCAUCUCUGAAAUAAAAAACCGAAAUAACUACACCAAAUGGUUGACAACUUUGAAAUAUCUACACCAAAUAGUUGACAACUUUGAAAUAUUUACACCAAAUGGUUGACAACUCUGAAAUAACUACACCAAAUGGUUGACAACUCUGAAAUAACUAUACCAAAUGGUUGACAACUCUGAAAUAACUACACCAAAUGGUUGACAACUCUGAAAUAACUACACCAAAUGGUUGACAACUCCGAAACAACUACACCAAAUAGUUGACAACUCUGAAUACACCAAAUGGUUGACAACUCUGAAACAACUACACCAAAUGGUUGACAACUCCGAAACAACUACACCAAAUGGUUGACAACUCUGAAUACACCAAAUGGUUGACAACUCUGAAAUAACUACACCAAAUGGUUGACAACUCUGAAAUAACUACACCAAAUGGUUAACAACUCUGAAAUAAGUACACCAAAUGGUUGACAACUCUAAAACAACUACACCAAAUGGUUGACAACUCUGAAACAUCUACACCAAACGGUUGACAACUCUGAAUACACCAAAUGGUUGACAACUCUGAAAUAACUACACCAAAUGGUUGACAACUCUGAAAUAACUACACCAAAUGGUUAACAACUCUGAAAUAAGUACACCAAAUGGUUGACAACUCUGAAACAUCUACACCAAACGGUUGACAACUCUAAAAUAAGUUUCUGGGAAGAAGAGACAUGGCAAUUAAUCUUUUACACGAAUAUGAAUUAAUAUAUGUACAAUAAUAUACUAUGAUUUCUCAUUAUUAUAUGUAUCAUUGUUUUAUGAAAACCUUGAAGGAACUUUACUGAGGUCCAAUAGCCUAAAACAUGAAAUUUGAAUUUUUUUACAUUAAUCAACUGGAGCACUAAAACAGAAAGAUUCGUGAAAGAUAAUUAAGAUAUAUACUCAGAAUUAAAUGGAAAAUCGUAUGUCUGUGCUUUCCUUAGCCCUAUUUGUGUGAAAGGUGUUGCAAAGCAUUCCAAUUUUGCGUUAUUUUUCACAGAAUAUU